Pongo pygmaeus (Bornean orangutan) is the source of this 2318-nucleotide messenger RNA. RefSeq names its product aarF domain containing kinase 1 (gene ADCK1). Gene Ontology annotation, molecular function: protein kinase activity; ATP binding. Bases 109 to 1758 code for a protein of 549 amino acids. The record is from RefSeq and is a predicted model, not a curated record. NCBI's taxonomy places the organism in Eukaryota, Metazoa, Chordata, Mammalia, Primates, Hominidae. Gene Ontology annotation, biological process: lipid homeostasis; mitochondrion organization; protein phosphorylation. The transcript has 11 exons. Gene Ontology annotation, cellular component: mitochondrial inner membrane.
AGCGCAGUCAGGUGGCUGUCCCGGCACGGUUCCCAGCUAAUUCCCCGCUACCGGGUUGAGGCCGGAAGCCGGGCGCCGCGGCUCUGCUUCCCUCGGGGAUCUGGCGACAUGGCCAGAAAGGCUUUCAAGCUUGCUUCGUGGACCAGCAUGGCUCUUGCUGCCUCUGGCAUCUACCUCUACAGUAACAAGUACUUGGACCCUAAUGACUUUGGCGCUGUCAGGGUGGGCAGAGCAGUUGCUACGACGGCUGUCAUCAGUUAUGACUACCUCACUUCCCUGAAGAGUGUCCCUUAUGGCUCAGAGGAGUACUUGCAGCUGAGAUCUAAGGUGCACCUUCGCUCUGCCAGGCGUCUCUGUGAGCUCUGCUGUGCCAACCGGGGCACCUUCAUCAAGGUGGGCCAGCACCUGGGGGCUCUGGACUACCUGUUGCCAGAGGAGUACACCAGCACGCUGAAGGUACUGCACAGCCAGGCUCCACAGAGCAGCAUGCAAGAGAUCCGCCAGGUCAUCCGAGAAGAUCUGGGCAAGGAGAUCCAUGAUUUGUUCCAGAGCUUCGAUGACACCCCUCUGGGGACUGCCUCCCUGGCCCAGGUCCACAAGGCAGUGCUGCAUGAUGGGCGGACGGUGGCUGUGAAGGUCCAGCACCCAAAGGUGCGGGCUCAGAGCUCGAAGGAUAUUCUCCUGAUGGAGGUGCUCGUUCUGGCUGUGAAGCAGCUAUUCCCAGAGUUUGAGUUUAUGUGGCUUGUGGAUGAAGCCAAGAAGAACCUGCCUUUGGAGCUGGAUUUCCUCAAUGAAGGGAGGAAUGCUGAGAAGGUGUCCCAGAUGCUCAAGCAUUUUGACUUCUUGAAGGUCCCCCGAAUCCACUGGGACCUGUCCACAGAGCGGGUCCUCCUGAUGGAGUUUGUGGACGGCGGGCAGGUCAAUGACAGAGACUACAUGGAGAGGAACAAGAUCGACGUCAAUGAGGUGAGGUCAAGAGCUCAGGGCUGCCGUGCCGGGGAACGGGCUUGGUCAAGGCUGCCCAGGAAGUGCCUGUGUGUCCAGAUAUCACGCCACCUGGGCAAGAUGUAUAGUGAGAUGAUCUUCGUCAAUGGCUUCGUGCACUGCGAUCCCCACCCCGGCAAUGUACUGGUGCGGAAGCACCCCAGCACGGGAAAGGCGGAGAUUGUCCUGUUGGACCAUGGGCUUUACCAGGUGCUCACAGAAGAAUUCCGCCUGAAUUACUGCCACCUCUGGCAGUCUCUGAUCUGGACUGACAUGAAGAGAGUGAAGGAGUACAGCCAGCGCCUGGGAGCCGGGGAUCUCUACCCCUUGUUUGCCUGCAUGCUGACGGCGCGGUCAUGGGACUCGGUCAACAGAGGCAUCAGCCAAGCUCCCGUCACUGCCACUGAGGACUUAGAGAUUCGCAACAACGCAGCCAACUACCUCCCCCAGAUCAGCCAUCUCCUCAACCACGUGCCGCGCCAGAUGCUGCUCAUCUUGAAGACCAACGACCUGCUGCGUGGCAUUGAGGCUGCCCUGGGCACCCGUGCCAGCGCCAGCUCCUUUCUCAACAUGUCACGUUGCUGCAUCAGAGCGCUAGCUGAGCACAAGAAGAAGAAUACCUGUUCAUUCUUUAGAAGGACCCAGAUCUCUUUCAGCGAGGCCUUCAACUUAUGGCAGAUCAACCUCCAUGAGCUCAUCCUGCGUGUGAAGGGGUUGAAGCUGGCCAACCGGGUCUUGGCCCUAAUAUGCUGGCUGUUCCCUGCUCCACUCUGAGUGGAAUUGCUCUCCCUGCCCCAUUCUGGUGUCUUUCCACUCCUCAGCCCCUCGUCUUGCCUCCACCCAGCUGCUCCAUUUUUGCCACAUCGUGGCCCGCAGCCCCAGAGUCACUGUCCAUGUCACCAUCCUCCUCCUCCUUUGGAAUCCUCUCCGCACACUGUGGCCCUUGUCUCAGGGCCACAAGCUGAACUGUGGCAUAGCUCUCUCUUCUUCUCCAAGAAGACUCAGCAGCCUACAUUCCCAUUCCUGGUAUGUGCCAUUGGGUUGGAUGUCCCCGCUACUUCCAUUAACCCUUCCCAUUGUCAAGAUGUGCCACGGGUGCCACUGGGGGCACACUGAACUUGUAGGGAGUGUGAUUUUGUUGGAGGUGAACAUGGUCUCUGAACUUGACAGAGAACACCUUCCCUUUCCUUGCCAUGUCACCCUCCAGAGGAAGUCACACCUCAGCGAGGUGGUUUGGCAUCCGGGGCCAACUCCAUUACAGCUAUGAGCUCACUGCUGUCAGUGACCUUUGGUGUUCUCUGUACUGUGUUUCAAUAAAAACUCCUUCAAGGUUG